AUGGAGGUGAGUAUUGUCUUAUACUUAUUAAAUUAUCAAGAUCUUUCUGUUUCAUUAGAAGUGCUCUGUGAAGCUGUUUAUCUCACAGUCGAUCCAUAUAUGCGUAUCCAUGGCGAACUCCUUGGCAAGAAUAAGACCAUGUUUGGAGAGGCCUGCUGCAAAGUGAUAAAAACACGUAACGGUGAAUUUCCUGUCGGAACACUUGUCAAAUCGAGUAGUGGAUGGCGAACUCAUUUUAUAUCACCAGACGGCAAAGAUCUUCAACCAAUUUCAUUUGAUUUAGGUUCUCUUUCACCAUCGGUUACGCUCGGUGUACUCGGCAUGCCUGGGUAUGGAUAUUAA
This is a messenger RNA of Rotaria sp. Silwood2, 342 nucleotides long. Lineage: Eukaryota; Metazoa; Rotifera; Eurotatoria; Philodinida; Philodinidae. The record is from the annotation of a GenBank genome assembly.